Molecule: messenger RNA, 2118 nt
Organism: Rangifer tarandus platyrhynchus (Svalbard reindeer)
Lineage: Eukaryota; Metazoa; Chordata; Mammalia; Artiodactyla; Cervidae
Source: the annotation of a GenBank genome assembly
AUGGCCGGAGAGGGCAGAGAGCUCAGCACCAGGAUGUCCACAGAAACUCAGAACAUGGAAGAAAGGCUUGCCUUUGAGACUGUAUUCAGGCACUUCAAAAGACAUAAAGUGGAGAUUUCAACUGCAAUUAAAAAGACAUUUCCUUUCUUUGAGUGCCUUCGUGACCGUGAACUCAUCACCAAUAAAAUGUAUGAAGACUGUCAAGAUUCUUGUAGAAACCUGGUCCCUGUACCAAAAGUGGUGUACAAUGUUCUCAGUGAGCUGGAGAAGACAUUUAACAAUUCACUUCUGGAAGCAUUGUUCAGCGACGCCAACAUGCAGGAAUAUCCUGAUUUAAAUCAUGUUCGUCAAAGCUUUGAAAAAGCAAUCCAAGAAAGACUUAGUUAUGAAGAGAUCGAUGGAGAAGAGAGGGAGGAGAGGCCUGCCAUCCAACUGAGCCUUGAGCAAGGAACUUCUGGAGGCCUGACUUGGUCUGGGGGAGAAUCCUCAUCUUAUGACGGUCUUGACCUUGGGGCUUCGAUGUCAUGUCUGGCAGAGGCCAGUGCUACAACCAGAGUGGUGGAAGAAGCAAGUACAGCCUCCCCUGAAAAUAGACUCUCAGAUCACCUCAGUGAAACAGAAGAGAUAAAUGCAAAGAGGAACGAUACACCCAGCAACCAGAACGAUGCACUGGAAAGUCAACAAGCAAAUGAACAAUGUGACCAAGAAUCUGAAUCAUCAGAGUUCUGUGAAGCAGCACCUAUCCAAUCAAAUAAUGCAGAUGCUGGGGAGGAGACACCCAACCCAUUGCCUUCUAACAAAGAAAGAGCAAAGCCAUACAACCAUGGACUACAAAUCAAUUCCUGUUCUGUCCGUCUAGUGGAUAUAAAGAAGGAAAAGCCAUUUUUUAACUCAGAAGUUCAACUGAAAGCCCAAGCAAGGACUCACUAUAACCAGGUGUCUGACAUAAUAGUGAUCAGCAGUGAGGACUCUGCAGAAUCCAGUGAUGGAGAUGAGUGCUCAGAACCCUCCACGUCAACACCAGGAAGGAUAACUGAUCCGUCAGCCACUGGAAGCAUGUCUAUUUUCAGAAUGAACAGUAGGAAGAGACGGAUGAGAAGUGGUGACUCUACAGACUUGAGUAACGAAGGAGAACCUCAGGCAACAUCUAGUUCAGCCCUAAGAAAUGGGUCAGAUUCCAUGGAUAUUGGAAGCAAUUCUACUUUGGGAAAACACAGUGGGAAAAGAAGGAGAGAAACAGUCUGCACUGAGUCUUUGAAAACAGGCAGAAAAAGAGGUCCAAGAGCUCUCAGAGAUACAAAUGUGGAUUUUCAAAGUGAGCAGCUUCCUGUGACUUGUGGUAAAGCGACGGGGACUUUAUACAAGGAGAAAAUGAAAAAAGGCUCCUCAGAAAAGUGUAUAAAGGAUGAGAAUGGAAUGUGGCACACCCUCAGGGAGUUUGAAAAACUAGGAGGCCUUGAACGCUCCAGGAACUGGAAGAAGAGUGUGCGCUGUUGUGGACAGACCCUGGAAAAAUUGAUUCAGGAAGGACGCCUACCAAACCCACCAAGAAAAAGGAAAAAGCCAGAAAACUCAAAAAAAUGCGAGGUGUGCGGUAAAAAGAACAAGCUGUUAUCCUGCGAUACGUGUCCAAGGUUCUUUCAUGGGAACUGCCACAUUCCACGGAAAGUUGCUACCAAGAACCCAUGGAGUUGCACCUUCUGCCAGAUAGAGGAUCUUAAGAAAUGUUGCUCAGAAAGCCAGCCAAUUUAUCAAGAAUCUGAGAUCCUACAGAAGCAGAUGGUGCCUAGAGAGCAGUUGAAAUGUGAAUUUCUCCUCUUGAAGCUCUAUUGCUCUCCAAAAAGCUCCUUUUUUGUCUCAGAACCACACUAUACUACAGUCACUUCUCGGGACAUUAAGGAGCCCAUGUGGUUAAAGAAAAUCAAGAAAAAGCUGUCAAUGACCUUGUACCGCACGGUGCGGGAGUUUAUGCGGGAUGUUCGCCUCAUUUUCCAGAACCACAAGGUAGUUUACAGGAACAAAAAUUUCAUCAAUCUGGGACUUCAACUAGAGGUCCAAUUUGAGGACGAUUUCAAAGACAUUUUUGGCAUCCAGGAAAUAAGUACAAACAGCACUUAG